Messenger RNA from Zea mays, 754 nucleotides. RefSeq names its product CASP-like protein 14. Gene Ontology annotation, cellular component: membrane. The record is from RefSeq and is marked validated. NCBI's taxonomy places the organism in Eukaryota, Viridiplantae, Streptophyta, Magnoliopsida, Poales, Poaceae. Bases 137 to 601 code for a protein of 154 amino acids. The transcript has 3 exons.
ACGAGCAGUUCACUACCCAUCCGCCAUAGUCCGAAAGUUACCAAAUCCUCCUGCGAGGCCCCAGCACCGAAUGCCCCAGCACAACAAGGCGGCGUCGUUUGAGAGGAAGCGGCUAGAGGACCUGCUGCCGGGCUAGAUGACGGAAGUGGCGGGACGCCCCGGGACGUCGGGCGGCCUGGCGCUGCGGGCGGGCCAGUUCGUCUUCGCCGCCGCGUCCAUCUGCGCCAUGGCCUCCGCGCCCGGGUUCACCAACUACACAGCCUUCUGCUACUUGGUUGCAUCUAUGGGACUACAAGCACUAUGGAGCUUGGGGCUUGGAUGUCUUGAUUACUAUGCCUUGACAUUGAGAAGAGAUCUUCAGCAAGCUCUUCUCAUGAGCUUAUUUGUUGUUGGCGAUUGUGUGACAGCAAUUCUUUCGUUUGCUGCUGCAUGCUCAGCUGCAGGCGUAGUUGUGCUUUUCGAAAGGGAUGCGUACUUGUGCAGAAGGGAUCCUCAACUCCCUUGUGGAAGAUUCGAGGUUGCUGCUGCAUUUGCAUUUCUUUGCUGGACGUUUAGUGCUGCAUCCGCUCUGGUAAUGUCUUGGCUGCUUGCCUCCUUGUGAAUAGUGAUCUUGUGUAAGGUGUCUGUAAUGCUCUCUUUGUAUAUCUCGAGCAUGCUCUCUCAUUGUACACAUGCUCAUUUUGUGUGUGGGCAGACCACACGCUAGAAAUUGUGUUUGGUUGGAUGUAUAAGGAGGGAUGGAAAUGGGCGGCUA